AUGGGCAAGCUCAAGCGCCCGGGGCGCGGAGGGGGGGGCGGGGGCGGGCGAGGGCGCGGGUACGGGCGCGACAGGGACGCCAUGCCGCCGCCGCCUCCGGGUGUGCUGAGCAAGCCCGCGCCGCCCAUGCUCCGCGAGAGCAAGAGCUCCAUUCGCCCGGCCUCGCGCCGCGCGUCCCCAGCGGUGGAGGUCAGCGCGGCCGCGGCAGGGGGCGCGCGGGAAGAGGAAUUUGCGCUUCUGCACGACGAGGGCGGUGGAGCGGAGUCGUUCGGGAUGUGGAUCAAACUGACGGACAAACUGACGGAGCUGCUGACGUCCGGCGACGAUGGCGUUGAGGCGAUGAUGAAGUUCGGACGGAACGGCAGUGGCCACGCCAUCAGGGUGGGCGGAGUGGAGUUCAAGUUCACGUCGCACAGCGAGCCCGACCCCGCGCUCUGCGACGUCUACCGCCUCCUGCCGCCCGGCGACGCGGCGGGCGGCGGUGUGGAGGGCGGGGAGCGGCGGGCGCUGGAGCACGUGGCGCAGGUGGCGCGGAAGCUGAGCGUGCAGCGACCACUGGACGAGCGCGAGAAGGAGAAGUGGCGCGACCUCACCAAGAGCACUCCUAAAGUCGCCAUGGCGUGUGCGUGGCGUGUGCGUGGUGUGUGCGUGGCGUGUGCGUGGUGUGUGCAUGGCGUGGGGCACGGCAGGCUGAAGCUGGUGGAUCUCAAGGGCAACAAGGCAGCCGCCCCCACCGUUGACGUGCACAGGGGUGCCGGGAGGGGCGCUGCGAGCUUGGGCGUGCAGAAGAAGCCAGGGCUCUUCAAGCGAUCUUCAGCCCCGCCCAUCCCCCCUCUGCCCAAGCAGCAGCAGCAGCGCCUGUCGCCCUUCAAUCGUGCCACCCCCCCCGCCAUCUCCCCGGACCUGUCGGUGGGGAGGGCGCUGGAGCCGCGGUCCGCCCACGCCACGCCCCCGCGCGCAGCCGCUCAUGCACCCGACGCACACAACCGUGCCGCAGCCGCCCUGCUGGGGGGCACGCCUGACAUGCCUCAGGCGCCCCAGGUGGCUGUGGUGCCCGCGGGCGAGCUGCGCGCGUUCCUGGUGGACAUCCUGGGGCGCAACCCCAAGGGCGUCAGCAAAACUGCGAUGGAGAGGGCAACGGGGCAUGAUUGGGCGCAGCUCGACAAAGUCGUCAGGCAGUCCCUCCCUCCCCCACACGCAAUGGGGGGGUCAGUCCCUCCCCCCCCACACGCAAUGGGGGGGUCAGUCCCUCCCUCCCCCACACGCAAUGGGGGGGUCAGUCCCUCCCUCCCCCACACGCAAUGGGGGGGUCAGUCCCUCCCCCCCCACACGCAAUGGGGGGGUCAGUCCCUCCCCCCCCACACGCAAUGGGGGGGUCAGUCCCUCCCCCCCCAACACGCAAUGGGGCGGUCAGUCCCUUCCCCACGUGCACUGCGUGACUCGGUAGAGAUUGCACCUGCCAGUCUAGUACCCCGCUCCGCUACAACAGCUGUCCGUGCACCCAUGCACUGCAGCUACAACAGCUGUCCGUGCACCCAUGCACUGCAGCUACAACAGCUGUCCGUGCACCCAUGCACUGCAGCUACAACAGCUGUCCGUGCACCCAUGCACUGCUCACAUAGCGAGGCUGCAUGCGCCGGGGUACUACCGCCUGCUGCCACACAUCAAGGAGGGCGCCCACGCCGCACACCCUGCAGCAGCAGCAGCCGCAGGGCGCUCGCCCAUACAGCGUCGCUCCACGUCCCCUCUGCCCUCACACUCUCCUCUACCCUCACACUCUCCUCUGCCCGGGCAUUCCCCCCUGCCAUCGCAUUCCACUCUGAGGACACCUCCUCUCUCCCCUCUAGCUGCUGCCUCCCCCCGCCCAUCCACGUCCCCCCUCCCAUCGGCAUCCCCCCGCCCCGCGUCCACGCCUCCAAGGCACUCCCCGUGAGAACCACCCCCUUGCUCCUCGCCCCUUUCCCUCUCUCCCCCCGGCCCUCCAUCGCUGCCCUGAAGCCUCUAUUGCCUUUGCCCUCCAUGCUCACCGCCCUGCUGCUCCUCACUCUCACCAUCUCUUGCCAUCGCGCCUUCCCUGCCCCAGGCGUGGAGGCGGCAGAGGGUGGGGGUGGCAGGGAGGCGGCGCGGGCGGGCAGGGUGCCGCUGCUGAACCUCAACGAGACGGGCUUCGACGACGACGAGGGCGGGGACGCACAUGGCCAUGGGCAUGGGGAUGGGGAGAAGGAGCAGGAGCAGGAAGAGGAGGAGGAGGAAGAGGAGGAGGAGGAAGAAGAGGAUGAGGAGUUGGUGGUGGAAGAGGAAGAGGUGGGGGACGAGGGGAAGGGGGAGGAGGAGGGCAGAGUGGUGGAGGGGGGGGUGAGCACAGCAGGGGAAGAGGCGGGAGAGAGGGGCUUAGGGGAGGGCACUGGGGAUGACGGGUGGAAUCACUCAAAGGGCGAAGGGGCAGGCGGGGAGGAGGGUGAGGAGAAGAAGGGGGAAGCGGGUGAGGAGGGAGGGGGGGAGGAGGAGGGGGGAGAGGAGGUGCGGCUGGAAGACUUGUUUGGGGAUGAGUCGCCCUCCCAUGGGGAAGGGGAAGAGGGGGAGGGAGGAGGGGGCGUUGGGGAGAGUGGAGGUUUGGAGGGCGAGGGACAGGUGAAAGGUGAGAGUAGCGAGGGUGGGAGUGGGAGUGAGAGCGAGAGUGAGAGUGGGAGUGGGAGUGGCAGUGGUAGUGAGAGUGGGAGCGGGAGUGAGAGCGAGGGGGAGGGUGAUGCUGGCAGCAGCAGCAGCGGCAGCAGCGGCAGUGCGAGUGAGAUUGACAUCGACAUUGACGAUGGGGACGGGGCGGACAGCGGCAGGGGCGGAGGCGAGGCGGAGAAGAGGGCGGAGGGCAAGGGGGCGAGGGCGCGGCACGAGGGGCGCGCUCACGGGCACGGGCAUGGGCGGGUGGAGAGGGAGGCGAGGGCAGCUCAAGAGGGGCAGGCAGACGCGAGCACUGGAGGAGAGGAGGCGGGUGGGCAGGGGGGGAGGGGGGGUGUGGGGGAAGAGGGGACCUGGGCGGAAGGGGGGGAGGGGGGACUUGGUGAAAAAGGGGAAGAUGGAGGGAAAGAGGUUGAUGGAAAGAAGGGAGUGGAAGGAGGGAAGGAGCUGCAGGAGGGGCAGGGGGAGGAGGAGGGGGAGAUGGUAGGAGAUGACGUGAGGAUAGAGAAUGAGGGGGAUGAGAAAGGCGGCGAGGGCGAGGAAAAAGAAGGUGGGAUGGGCGAAGGGAGAGCGGACAAGACUGAUUCUGAAACGCAAGGAGAGGGAGGAGAGGAGGGGGAGGAGGGGGAGUUGAAGGUGGAUGGCAGCGGGGAGAAGGGAGAUAGCAUUGAUGUGCAUGCGAAGGCUAAGGCGACAGAGAGUGAGGAGCGAGACGAUGGGGCACUGAGGGAAGCAGAGGAGAAGGAGAGAGUGAGAAAGGCAGAGGAGGAGAGAGUGAGAAAAGCAGAAGAGGAGAGAGUGAGAAAGGCAGAAGAGGAGAGAGUGAGAAAGGCAGAAGAGGAGAGAGCAAGAAAGGCAGAAGAGGAGAGAGUGAGAAAGGCAGAAGAGGAGGAGAGAAUGAGAAAAGAGAAGCUUGAGGAGGAGAGGAAGAGAGUGAGAGAGGAUAAUGUUCGGCGGAUGAGGGAGAGGGAGGAGGCGGAGCGCGCGGCCAGGGAGGAGAGAAUGAGAGAGGAAGAGGUGCGGAGGGCGAAGGAGAAUACAGAGCGGAGGGCAGAACAAGAAAGGGAGGCGAAAGAAGGGGAGAAGGAAAAGCGAGAGAAAGAGAAAGCUGUGAUGGCGAGGGAGGAGAGGGAGAGGGAGAGGAGAGAGAAAGAGAAAGAUGAUAAGGAAAUGGCAGAGAGGCUUGGAAGGGAGAGAAGGGAAACAGAAGAGAGGGAAAGAAGGGAGGAGGAGAAAAGAGCGAAACAGGAAAAGGACAGGGAAGAGAGGGAAACGGAGAGGCGACAGGUAGAGAAGGAGCAGAGAGAGAUGCAGGAAAGGCAAGAAGAGGAGAGUAAGGCAAAGAAAAGGUUGCGUGUGAAGGGUGGGGAGGAUGAGGACGCGCGGGAGAAGGAGAAGGUGGGCGGUGCGAGGGAGGAGGUGGCACGGCACGGGGGGGAUGGGGAUGGGUUGGAGGAGGUGGGUGCAGGGCGAGGGGGCGACAAGGGGCCCCGUGGGCUGCUAAAGGGAUCUGGGCCGCUGGGGCGAGAGGGUGAAGGUGGCAGGGGUGAAGGCGGCAGGGGUGACGGCGGCAGGGGUGAAGGCGGCAGGGGUGACGGCGGCAGGGGUGAAGGCGGCAGGGGUGACGGCGGCAGGGGUGAAGGCGGCAGGGGUGAAGGGGUAGUAGUGGGGGUCGAAGUGAUGGAGGAGAGGGAGGUGGGGAAGGUGGAGAAGAGGAAGAAGGAGAAGAAAAGUAAAGCAGGCAGGGUGGGGGAGAAGAGGGAGAAGAGAAAGAGGCAGGAGGGCGGGCAGGAUGGGGCAGGGGAAGGCGGGCUGGCAGACAUGGGUGGUGGGAUGAAGCGCGGAGUGGGUGGCAGUGCUGACAAGCCCCAUGCUCACCCCGACUCCCCGCCUGCCUCAGAUGCCGCCGCGGCUGCUGUGGGGGGAUGGGCAGAGGGAGAGGAGAGUGGGAGGCAGGCGAGGCAGAAGCGGAGGUGGCAUGAGGAGGAAGCGGAGGAGGGGGGAGUGGCAGAGGGAGAGGAUGGCAGCGAUGAGGGGUGGGAGGGGCAUGACACGUCCUUGUAUGAGGCGUAUGAGAAGGACAAGCCCGAGCUGAAGGGGCCAAUCACAUCUCGCGACCAGUACGCUCUGUACCACGCGGAGUUCACAGACAAGUACGCCGUGUACCUGCGCCUGCACUGCAUCCUCGACGCCCAGCGGGAAGAAGCGGAGCGGAUAUUUACUGAAAUGGACGAGUGUGAGGAUGAGGAGGAGAAGGAGCGGUAUAAGCGGCGGAUAUAUGCCAUGUUCCACAGCAGGCACAAGCGCCUGCAUCAAAUGAAGGCCGUCUUUGCCCUCGUGCAGCAAGAGCUAGCGUCGAUCAAGGCGCGGGUGAAUGAAUACCUUCAGCAAAGCUGA
This is a messenger RNA of Closterium sp. NIES-65, 5073 nucleotides long. The record is from the annotation of a GenBank genome assembly. NCBI's taxonomy places the organism in Eukaryota, Viridiplantae, Streptophyta, Zygnematophyceae, Desmidiales, Closteriaceae.